UUUCCCAGUUCCGGUUAUACACAAUCGUUUAGAAAUGUCGGUACAGUCGUUUGUAAACAAAAGAAAAAAGACCUUUAUUGGUCUCCCAGCUCCACUUGGUUAUGUUCCAGGUCUUGGUAGAGGUGCUACAGGAUUCACUACCAGAUCUGAUAUUGGUCCUGCCAGAGAUGCUGAUGAUAUCCCGGAAGACCGUCAUGCACCACCAAACAAAAAAAAUAAACAAGAUAAGGAAGAGGAAGAAGAGGAUCUCAAUGAUGCAAACUAUGAUGAGUUUUCAGGUUAUGGGGGCAGUUUGUGCAGUAAAGAUCCCUAUGAUAAAGACGAUGAAGAGGCUGAUGCUAUCUACGAAGCUGUAGAUAAAAGAAUGGAUGAAAAGCGCAAAGAGAGGCGAGAGGAGAAACUAAAAAUAGACAUAGAAAAGUUUCGUCAAGAAAGGCCCAAAAUUCAACAGCAAUUUUCUGAUUUAAAGAGAGACUUGGCAUCAGUGUCUGUUGAUGAAUGGAAUAAUUUGCCUGAAGUUGGAGAUGCCAGAAACAGAAAACAGAGAGUUGGCAGAGCUGAAAAGUUUACACCAGUACCAGAUAGUGUGUUAGCCAGAGCAGCUUCUCAGAACAGUUUGAAUUCUUCCAUAUCAGAACAAGAUCAAAAAUACGGAGGCAUCACAACACCUUUUGGAGCUAUCACUCCUCUUGGGUCAGCAACACCAACGGCUGAAAUUGACAUGAAGAAAAUUGGUCAAGCUCGUAACACACUUAUGGAUAUCAAAUUAACACAGGUAUCUGACUCUGUCAGUGGCCAAACUGUGGUGGAUCCUAAAGGCUAUCUAACAGACCUACAGAGUAUGCUUCCAUCUCAUGGAGGAGACAUCAAUGAUGUGAAAAAAGCUCGUUUGUUAUUAAAGUCUGUCAGAGAAACAAACCCCAAGCAUCCACCUGCCUGGAUAGCUUCAGCACGUCUGGAAGAAGUCACAGGGAAGAUUCAAGCAGCCAGAAACUUGAUUAUGAAAGGCUGUGAGGAAUGCCCAAAGAGUGAAGAUAUUUGGCUGGAAGCUGCUCGUCUGAUGCCUGGAGACCAGGCAAAAGCUGUUGUAGCCCAAGCAGUUCGUCAGUUACCACAGUCUGUUCGAAUUUGGAGCAAGGCUGCUGACUUGGAGACUGAAUUAAAAACAAAAAAGAGAGUUUUCAGAAAAGCUUUGGAGAACAUCCCAAACUCUGUCAGGCUGUGGAAGCAGGCUGUAGAACUGGAGGAAGAGGAGGAUGCAAGGAUCAUGUUGAGUAGAGCAGUAGAGUGCUGUCCAACAAGUGUUGAGCUUUGGUUGGCUUUAGCUCGACUUGAGAGCUAUGAGAAUGCCAGGAAAGUUUUGAACAAGGCUCGUGAGAGUAUCCCAACCGAUAGACAAGUGUGGAUAACUGCAGCUAAGCUGGAGGAAGCCAAUGGCAACUCACACAUGGUGGAGAAAAUCAUUGAGAGAGCAUUAAACUCACUUCGAGCUAACAUGGUAGAAAUCAACAGGGACCAUUGGAUAAAGGAUGCAGAAGAUUGUGAGAAGAGUGGUAGCAUUCACACAUGCCAGGCAAUCAUACAAGCUGUAAUAGGAAUAGGCAUUGAAGAGGAAGACAGAAAACACACAUGGAUGGAAGAUGCAGAUUCUUGUGCAUCACAUCAAGCAUAUGAAUGUGCCAGAGCCAUCUAUGCUCAUGCCCUGGCAGAGUUUCCCAGCAAGAAGAGCAUCUGGUUGAGAACAGCUUAUUUUGAGAAAAAUCAUGGAACAAGGGAGUCCUUGGAAGCCUUGUUGCAGCGAGCUGUUGCACAUUGUCCUAAAGCUGAAGUACUUUGGCUUAUGGGAGCCAAAUCUAAAUGGCUGGCAGGGGAUGUACCUGCAGCCAGAAGUAUUCUGGCCUUGGCUUUCCAGGCCAAUCCAAACAGUGAGGAAAUCUGGCUGGCUGCCGUGAAGCUGGAAAGUGAGAACAAUGAAUUUGAGCGAGCCAGGAGGCUUCUGCAGAAGGCCAGAGCUAGCGCUCCAACUGCUCGUGUAUUUAUGAAGUCUGUCAAGCUAGAGUGGUGCCUAGGAGAAAUCAGAAAUGCAGAGAUACUUCUUGAGGAGGCCGUCAAGCACUACCCAGACUUUGCCAAGCUUUGGAUGAUGAAAGGUCAGAUUCAGCAAGAGGCUGGGAAGAAAGACGCAGCCAGAGAUGCCUAUAAUCAAGGCUUGAAAAAAUGCCCCCAAGCUGUUCCUCUUUGGCUGCUUCUGUCCAGACUGGAGGAAUCAGGUGGUCAGCUGACCAGAGCAAGGUCCAUUCUUGAAAAAGCUCGACUAAAGAACCCACACAAUGAUUUGUUAUGGUUGGAAGCAAUCAAAGUAGAAAUAAGAGGUGGUUUGAAAAACAUUGCACUGACUCUGAUGGCUAAAGCUCUUCAAGAAUGUCCAAAUUCUGGAAUUUUGUGGGCAGAGUCUAUUUUCAUGGAGGCCAGGCCACAGAGAAAAACAAAAUGUGUUGAUGCCCUCAAGAAAUGUGAACACAAUUCACAUGUACUAUUAGCAGCCUCAAAGUUGUUUUGGUGUGAGCGUAAGAUAACCAAAGCCAGAGACUGGUUCAACCGUACAGUUAAGAUUGACCCAGACCUUGGUGAUGCUUGGGCUUACUUUUAUAAGUUUGAGCUGGCUCAUGGUGAAGAGAAACACCAAGAGGAAGUCAGACAGAGAUGUAUCACAGCUGAGCCACACCAUGGUGAGAGUUGGUGUCGUGUUUCUAAAGACAUAAAAAAUUGGCGACUCAAAACAGAAGAUCUUCUCCCAUUAGUAGCUAAAUCUCUUCCAGUUCCUGUAUAAUUUUUUUUUUACUUUACCCUUUAUCAAAUUUGUCACUGAUUAACAAUCAAUCAUAUUGUUUUUCAAUAUGUAUAUGUAUUGUAUGUGUUACUGUUUGACUUCUACUAAUAAACAGAAAAGUUUAA
Messenger RNA from Biomphalaria glabrata, 2955 nucleotides. RefSeq names its product pre-mRNA-processing factor 6-like. The record is from RefSeq and is a predicted model, not a curated record. The transcript is spliced from 20 exons. Gene Ontology annotation, biological process: spliceosomal tri-snRNP complex assembly; mRNA splicing, via spliceosome. NCBI's taxonomy places the organism in Eukaryota, Metazoa, Mollusca, Gastropoda, Planorbidae. Bases 35 to 2830 code for a protein of 931 amino acids. Gene Ontology annotation, cellular component: U4/U6 x U5 tri-snRNP complex; catalytic step 2 spliceosome. Gene Ontology annotation, molecular function: protein binding.